Messenger RNA from Cladocopium goreaui, 624 nucleotides. Lineage: Eukaryota; Dinophyceae; Suessiales; Symbiodiniaceae. The record is from the annotation of a GenBank genome assembly.
AUGACGCACCGACCUCGUUCACGCUCGCCUGCCCGACCCCCACCGACUAUCAAUGUGGCCGGGCUCACUCAUGGAAGUUUCUUCGGGGCAGAUUCUACACGUAUGAUGAGUUCUCGUCGACCUUCUCACGGCCCCACGCUGACCCAACGCUCUGUCAUCAUUAUUGUGGAUUUUCGGGCGCUUGCCCCAGCCUCUCAAGCCAAUCCAUACUAUGUCAAUAUGAACUUACAUCUCUAUGAGCACUUGACCGAAACCGAGGCCCGGGCCUUGUAUCAGCAUAUGAGAUACAUCCCUGCCACCGUCCUCCAUGAAUAUCGUUUCCAUCGAAUUCUUGAAGAGGUCAGCCGAAAGAUUCAACGCCAGUGGCAAGUACGAUUCCCGGCUUCUGAUCCUGAACUUCACGUUCCGCAGGACCCUGGCAAUUCGAAUGGCCCCGCUUUUUUCCUUGAUCCGGACCUGUACAUCGUCUCCUUCUUGAAUGAGGAACGACCUGGUUGGCUUCAACGACAACCUGAUGGAAGCUUCCCCAGCAAUCAUAUCUCUCCGUCUACUUCCUUUGUCCUCCGCCUCAAGUGCCAGAAGAAGACUCGAAUCCUUGCGCUCCCCGACCAUGAGCAGUCAUAA